Molecule: messenger RNA, 2177 nt
Organism: Manduca sexta (tobacco hornworm)
Lineage: Eukaryota; Metazoa; Arthropoda; Insecta; Lepidoptera; Sphingidae
Exons: 4
Coding region: 182-2110 (642 amino acids)
Biological process (GO): monocarboxylic acid transport; transmembrane transport
Molecular function (GO): monocarboxylic acid transmembrane transporter activity
Source: RefSeq, a predicted model, not a curated record
AUUCAAUAAUUUAUAAAUAUUGUGUGUAGACGUGUAUUUACGUGAACAAACAUUAUAUAAAAACUUUGUUAAAAACUUGUGUGUGAGAAUAUGUGCACGAAUUUACAUCCAAAUAAUUAUCGUAUGUAAAAUUUUAAUUCCUUAUUUGAUGCAGUAUACAUAAACAAAACAUAAAGUAAAUAUGGGUGGGGCGACGUAUGAAGUCCAGCCCCCCCGACCUAGAAAGGAGGUAAUGUUCCAAACAGUGGGAGACGCUUCUAAACCAGAAAUUAACUCAUUUAAACCAAAACGGAGUGAUUCUGAAAUAUCAUUUGAACAUAUAAAUAAUUCUAAAGAAGAUGAUGAGUCUUCUGGAUUUGAAGAAGUUCCAGGCAUCCGUGUAUUUAAACCUGAAGAUUAUGUAGCACAGAAACCCCAAACGGAUCUUCAAGACAAAUGGCGAUGGAUUGUGUUAGCAGCCGCUUCAAUGAUCAUGGUGAUUGUAGAUGGUGUUGGAUUUUCUUUCGGUCAUUUAAGUGGCGAACUCGCACAUAAAUUUAACGCUUCGCAACUAAAAAUCUCUUUAAUAGGAAGUCUGUUUAUUGCCAUUCCACUUCUCGCUGGGCCUGUUAUGAGUGCUUUAGUGGAUCGAUGUGGAUGCAGAGUUUUAACUAUCGUCGCAGGAGUUUCAUUAUCAGGUGCUUACCUGUUAGCAUCAGUAAGUAAUUCGGUCACCGUUAUAUGUUUAACGUAUGGUUUCAUUGGUGGCUUAGCUGUAGGAAUUCUAUAUGUAACGACUGCCGUUUCUGUGUCAUUUUGGUUUGACGUGAGAAGAACUCUAGCUAUGAAUAUAGUUUCUUGUAGUUUCGGAAUUGGUCCUUUAAUUUUUACACCCUUAAUACAAUACUUAUUGAGUUAUUACUAUUGCCUGGACGUGAUAUUUAUUCUUGCUGCUGUAUUACUGAACAUCUGUGUAUGCGGCACAAUAAUGAGGAACCCUUAUCAUUGGUCGAAAAGGGAAGAGAAAAACAAAAAAAUACAAUCACUAGAUUCGACAAAUAGUUUAGCAAAUUCAACCUCACUGCCUUCAAGAUGUAGCAGCGGUGAGUCGAGUUCAAGUAUACCGCUAAGGGUCAUCAUGAACAUGGAACGUGAAGAAGAAAACCGUAAAACUGAUCCAGCAAUGUCACCAGCUCAAGGCAAACUUACGGAAUCACCCUCAGAUGCUAACUAUGGGAUAGACAGCAAAGAUAAAACAGAUAAUAAAGAAAAUACAAAAAAAGGAAAAAGCAUGGCGGCGAAACAAAUACAGCUAAGAAAUUGGUGCAAGGCCAUGUUGAUCGACCAACAUUAUCUGAAAAGAAUAGCAUUAUUUAGGAACAGUAUAGUGCACCGCAGUGCAAUGACUUCUAUCCCAAAGUAUAGACUGAGGAGUUCGCUUCGGCCUGAUGUUUACAGCAAUUCUAGCUGGUCAUUGAGCUCGGAGGUUGAACACGAAAUGAAAUGGUACCUACGUUUCUGGGUAACGCCGGAGAUAAUGUCGGACUCCGUCACAGCGUUUAAAAACACAGGCUACAUUUUGUUUAACGUGUGCCUGUUCAACCUCUACGCUUGGUCUAUUUUUCCGUACUUCUUCAUUAAGUCUUUCAUGGAUUCUAAGUAUGCUGCUGGUGCAACUUCAAUCAUUUGUGUUGUUUCUAUCUUCAGCGUCACCGGUAGUGUUCUCUGCAGCUGGGUUAGGGAGAAGCCGUGGAUGAACGUAAUGGUAUUUUACAGGAGUUGUAUCAUCCUCUGUGGCCUCUCGCUCGCAGCUUGCCCCCUCUUUAUCACGUAUUAUUGGGUCAUGGUGUUUAUAUCCGUAGUUUAUGGCUUCACCCUUGCCAGCUGUUACGUCUUGUCACCAGUGAUAUUGAUGGAAUUGGUGCCUAUGGAACAAUUUACUGUGACGUAUUGUGUUGCCCUUCUGGUGCAAGGUUUUGGAUAUUUGGUCGGCCCGCUUGUUGGAGGUUUAUUAUUCGAUGUGACUGGCGCAUGGGACGGUACGUUUUGGAUGGGCGGUUGCGGUUUGUUAUUAUCAGGAGUUUUGGCGUGCUGCAUCAGAUUAUCACGAACUUGUAAUGUUGAAGUUUAAUUGUUUUAUGAAACAAGGUGCACAAUUAUAUUUAGUAAUAUUAUAUUAAUAUAUAUAUUAGUUAAAA